AACAGCAGUAGAGGCAGCAAACGCAGCAGCAGUGGCAGCAGGCAUCGGGAAUCGGGGGUGCGAGAAAGGUGAAAGGUCAAAAGUUGCCAGGACGGAAUAUCGACUAGGGUCGAGGCUGGGUCGGGCUGGCCUAGUCGCGGCGAAGCAGAGAGUAGGAGGGUAAGUAGCGCGGAGACUGGCCUAGAAUCGCAACAGUGCGGACGUGAAGUCUUAUAUGCAAGGGUGCAACAAGGAGGAGAGACUCGAUGUGCGCGAGUGCAUGUGUCACGGGGACGACGAGGCUGGCAGGGUGCAGAGGAAAAAAAGAAAGGGUGGUAUGAGUUGCAAUAGCGUGUAUUCGCGUUGGUAAUCGUAUCCGCAACGAGGCUCAGUGAUCGUUCGAUGCCCGUGCAUCAGUGAGGACGCAGGCGAUCAGCCAGGAGUAGCAGGACGGAGGCUGCGAGUAUAACGGUGAUGAAGUGACGUGAGGGAAAAAAGGGAGUAAUCGUGGCUCGGACCUGGGUAACGUAGCCGUGGCGGAGACAUAUCUCGCGAUGUCGUCGUGAACAGAAAAGAAGACAGAGGGUGAAGAGAGAACGUGGACGAGCAGACAGGACGAACGAACGGACGCGGUGUAGUCGGUGUUAAAGCGUUGGUACGCGUUACAUCUUGAGUGUUCCCCAGCUUGAUGGUUGCUUUGCUGUUGCUGUUGCUGCCGCUGUCACUGAUGCUGCUGUCAUCAUCGUCGUCGUGCCCGCCGUCGUCGUCGUCGUACUCAGCAUUACUCUCGUCAUCGUUGUUAAUAACGCCGUCAUCAUCUUCGUUAUCGUGGCCAUUGGGUUCGCCGAUAUACAUUAUGACUUGUUCAUUCGGAGUUCGGGGAUUCCCCUGGGUUUUUACCAUGAAGGAACCACGUUAAAUUUCUCAGUCUCGUUAACCCUACGAUUAUUUCGAAAAAAAAAUGAUUUCGUGCCACCAGUCAGCCUUCCUUGUAAUCGCGCGACCACGCGAGAACCGCCACUAGAUGACGUAAAGAAAUUAGAUAACAAAAAAACCUCUGAUGGCCUCGCCGAAAUGGAGAAUGGAGUUCUGCCUCUGUAGUCCGAAACUCCGUGUUCGCUUCUCGCUCCCUCGUGCACGCACGUAACACCCACCGUUUGUUCGCUCGAUAACAAACGACCCUGCUCUGCUGCCUGUUCUCUGUCUGCUUGCCUGCCUUUGCCUGCCUCUUGCCUGAUCGCCUCGUCAACUUAUUAUAACAUACUUCUCGAAACCGAAGGACUCCCUGAUUUUUAUCGACACUCUCCAAUGAAUGAAGAUCCCUCACUUCCGUUCUCCGUGGUAUCACAAGUCUGAACGGAUCAGAAUACAAUAAAAUAUUUUAAUCACGCAGUUUACAAAUCCUGUCAUACAUGUACCAUAAUUCUUGAAGCCCCCUGCUUGCCUUGUUCUUACUGUAAUAAUAAAAGCAUUGGUCGUAUUCAAUAGCCAGAGUGAUAUAAUUAUUAAUGAAAUUAGUUAGAAGAGACUUGUAUAUAUAUAUGUAUAUAUGCAUCCAGUAUAGAAUGAGUGAAAGAAAGAAUGCAUUCCAACGAAUGUGUUGCUCGAUAAGAAAAAGCUCAUUUCUAUUCAGCCCUAUAUCUAAAUAAGUGCUGAAGGACCUUGAUCGGGUGGAGAUCAGACGACGAUAGUCCACGCGAAGAUCGGGGGACUUGGGUGAGUACGUCGGGUUUUUGAGGUAAUCAGAGAGAGGGAGGAAGGCCUUCCAUGAAAAGACAGGUCGAGGAGUUUCGAUCGUAAUUUUAUUAUGGAAGCGUAUCCAAGGCAAAGUAAUUCUAAAGAUCGACCAUCUUGGCAAGGCCGACCUCUGUGUGUCUGAUAUCUAUUACGUAGAGGAUGAAUAAAAGUAGUAUGUAGCUGAUAGCAAACGUAAUGAUAAGAAAGAAGCUUAGGUAAUAUAUAUAUAUAUAUAUAUAUAUAGAUAGCAGUAGGGAUACGUAGCACUAGGUAUAGUUUAGAAAGUACACACGGGGGAGGCGUACCGAUGCCUGGAGCACCGUCACGUUUCUUGCCUUUACAGAAUGCAGAACCAUGCACGAUCGUUACUCCUAACGAGGAGUCGCCUCGCCCGAAUGCGUUAAACCGGGAAGAGCCACGGAAAGGAUCCGGAGGAGAGAGCGAUGUACGCUGCAGCGGGUGGAGCUAGCAUUGCCAACAGGAGGAAGCAGAAGCGCCUCCAGCUGAACAGACGAGGCGGCGAUGCUGUAGGAACACCAGCAGCACUUGCUCCAAGGAUCAGGAGCGUCCCAACUUCCCAUUCGAGCAAAUUUGCUCGUUCGCACUUUCUCCCACCGUCAUCGGCUCCAGUUCCUCUACCAUCCUCGGCUAACGUAGGAAGUCACGAGCGUCACAAACGACUCGAGAAGCACCAUCACCACCAUCAUCACCAGCAGCAACAGCAAGAACAGCAGCAGCAUCCGCAGUCCCAGCACCACCACCAUCGCAACUUCCACCACAACCACCAUCACUAUCAACACCAGCUCGUGCCUCUCUCACCAGCUCCAUUUCCUAUAUCUCCUCCGCCGCUCUCGCUCGAAUCGCCCAACUCCUUCACAUUCGCUACCAAGUCGAACAGCUUUCCAUUUCCACCGCCCUCGAUCCUCGAUCUCCGAGUCUCGCCCUCCACUUCGGAACUACAGUGCGGAGGUCAGGGUCCUGGCAAGGCUGCGUGGCAGGGUUGUAAUAGACCAUCCCCACUUCCUUUAUCGCCAGCAUCACCUCAUGGAUCACGAGGAGAAGGACCCAACUACAAGACCAAACAAUGUGAGGCACAUCGACGAUGGAUGAACCGAAACAGGAUACGAGAUGCCAGCAACUACUACGGGAGCAGCGGCGAGGAUGAAGAUGAGGAAGGAAGCGGCUUUGCAGAUCGUCGACGGGGUGAAGUCAGCGCUGCCGUGAACACUGUACUCUAUGCCGGUCUUGGUACUACCGCACUAGGCCUAGUUAUCUCCUUCGUGGGGACUGGCGAGAAGGGAUUUCAGAGUCCUGAAUUAAGACUGGUCGGACCGUCUUUACUUUGCGCAGGCCUAUUAUGCUGUUUACUUCGUGUGCUCCUUUGUCUCUGCUUAUGCCAUUGCGGAGAAUGUCGAUGGAGACCCUGUGUUGUUUUUGCUAAUAAGAAAAAAGGACGAAAGGCGGAUACUAAUGCUCCUACGGGACCGCUGCCAACGGCCUCUCUUUUGCCGCCAAUACAACAACAGCAAAAACAAUUACAACAACCGCCGAUGCCUUCGUCCUGCCCUGUUCCAUCAACGGCGACGAAAGGACAUGAGCUACUGCUCUCUCCUGCCCAAUUACCCGAGUGAAGUACUCAAAAUGCUCCUCGCGAUUGAACUUUUUCUAUGGAAUUCUAUACGCCGAUCUCUACUGCCGGUCCUGUUCGAAAUAACGUAGUUUAGUCUAGAUCGGUUCUGUCUAAAAAUUGAUCUGACUCAGCACAGCCUAGCCUAGAUUAAAGUGGCUUAGUGAUAAUUUGAACAUAAUAAAGGAUCGGCUGCUGUUUUCUAUUCA
This is a messenger RNA of Cephus cinctus (wheat stem sawfly), 3552 nucleotides long. RefSeq lists its product as uncharacterized. The coding region runs from base 2160 to 3347 and encodes 395 amino acids. NCBI's taxonomy places the organism in Eukaryota, Metazoa, Arthropoda, Insecta, Hymenoptera, Cephidae. The record is from RefSeq and is a predicted model, not a curated record. The transcript is spliced from 4 exons.